AUGGAAAAUUCCAGAUUAUGGACCAGAGCAGUGGUUUGCGCGGUGUUGCUGUCCAUCGUUCUUAGUGCUGAAAUGGACUAUUCGGAUUCCGAAUUGGACCUCGACACAAGAAGUGUGAGAGACUUCUACCCUAAAGAUCCGAACUUGACCAACGAAAAGCAACUGGUAAGUUUCUAUCUAGGCUAAAAGUAAAACGUGCGACUUUAUUGAUUGAUUAGUAUUAGCUGUUUGUCUAUUGGAGAGGUCUGCUUUGGAAGGAUUUCUCAUUCUAAUGUGUCCAUAUUCCAUAUUUCCCACAGCUUGGAGCACUACAUGACGUUCUUAAAAAGCUGCAGACCAAGAGACUUCCAUUCUGGGAAAAGAAAUUCGGCCAAGUCCCUACGGUAAAUAUAACAAUUUGAACGAAGCUUCUAAAAGUGGAAAGACCUAUACUUCUAAAAAUGUAUUGUCUAAACUGGCGCGUAAAACUAAAUUUCAACAUUUUAACUUUCACUAAAUGCUUUCAUGUGCCAUGUUUUGUGGAUGAUGUGAUCUGAUGUGGUGACAGGUGGAUAUGGCCCCAUAGACCUUUGCAUCUGUUGGCAAAAAUGUCACACACGAUCUUAUUUUGUUUACCUUCUCUUUUCAGUGCGACGUUGGAGAGCAGUGA
Messenger RNA from Coregonus sp. 'balchen', 649 nucleotides. The record is from the annotation of a GenBank genome assembly. NCBI's taxonomy places the organism in Eukaryota, Metazoa, Chordata, Actinopteri, Salmoniformes, Salmonidae.